Molecule: messenger RNA, 1729 nt
Organism: Anoplopoma fimbria (sablefish)
Lineage: Eukaryota; Metazoa; Chordata; Actinopteri; Perciformes; Anoplopomatidae
Gene: tmed3
Product: transmembrane p24 trafficking protein 3
Exons: 3
Coding region: 51-674 (207 amino acids)
Biological process (GO): intracellular protein transport; endoplasmic reticulum to Golgi vesicle-mediated transport; Golgi organization
Cellular component (GO): endoplasmic reticulum-Golgi intermediate compartment; COPII-coated ER to Golgi transport vesicle; endoplasmic reticulum
Source: RefSeq, a predicted model, not a curated record
ACUGCCUCACUGCUGUCUGCAGCUCUCCACUGCUUCUCCUGCUCCUCACGAUGCUGGGCUUCGGACUCAGCUGUCUGCUGCUGCAUGUGUGUGUGGUGUUUGGGACUGAGCUCACCUUUGAGCUCUCUGACAACGAAAAGCAGUGUUUUUACGAGGAGCUAGAGACAGACGUGAAGUUUGAAAUAGACUUCCAAGUCAUCGCAGGAGGCAACUAUGAUGUGGACUCAUUCGUCACCGACCCUCAAAACAAUGUCUUGUAUAAUGAGAAGAAGAAGCAAUAUGACAGCUUCUCUCACACCACUGCCAUGGGGGGAGUGUACAAGGUCUGCUUCAGCAAUGAGUUCUCCACUUUUACACAUAAAACUGUGUACCUGGAUUUCCGCCACGGAGAUGAGGAGCCUCUCAUUCAGACCAUGAAUGGAGCUACAGCACUGACACAGUUGGAGUCAUCUUGCGUCGCGAUUCAUGAGGUCCUGAAGGUGGUGGCUGACUCGCAGACAUGGUACAGGCUAAGAGAGGCACACGACCGCAUGAAGGCCGAUCAUCUCCUCGAGCGGGUCACCUACUGGUCCAUCGGGGAAACCGUCCUGCUGUUUGUUAUCGGCGUCGGUCAAGUCGUGUUGCUCAAGAGCUUCUUCAGUGAGAGGAAAGGCUCUGUAGCAGCCCUCACUUAAAACUCCUAGUCUUGGCGUGGCCUCAGAAAGACAGGUGGAACCUCGUCAGUGUGAACAUAAGUGCGUUUGGAGAUUACAAACAUCUUUUAGUAUUUUCAGCAGAUCUUUCCUUAAAAGGGAUAGUUUUGGAGGUAUUUUUUUUUUUUUCUGCUCACCAAGUGUCAAACUUGUGAUUGCCUUUUUCAUGUCGUGGUGUUUUUUUCUUAGCAAUCUUUAUCGAGAAGAAACAACCUUUGUACUUGUUUUGAAAAUGAGAUUGACACCUUUCAACCUUGCGCUGAAUAUUUAUUAUAUAUUUUUUUAGUGCAGCAUAAAGCAGGUAUAGUUUGAUAUAUCUGUUAAUAAUGACAGUCAUGGAUUUUCAUCUGGGUACUCAGUAAAAACACAAGAUGUUGUGGCAAAUCAGUUGUUUAUGAAUGUUAGUUGUACUUGUUUUAUAAUGUGUGUUAUGUUUAAUAUUACCUUUAAUUUAUGUGUGGAAAAAUGUGAGGUGUAAGAGCUUUGACUCCCUCAUCCCCUUGUCUCUCUCAUAAGAAGUGCCUUAAGAAAUCUUUUUUUUUUUUAAUUUCCUACCAAGUUUAAAGUUUACUGUUUUAAUUGGUCUGUUACAUACCGUCCUGUUUCUGAUUGGAUUCUCAGUUUUCAUUCUUGUGGAUUAUAAAUCCAUGUUGUUUUAGAAAGAGAUGUGUUUAAUAAACACUGUUAAGGGACCCAAUUAGUGUGGCUUUUCUUUUUCCCCAACACAAUUAUGCUUGCAGUCCCAUUGUUUAUCUGUCUCAUUGUAAUUUGUAAAACCAGUCAAAAGGUUUCAAUAAAACUGGGAAGAAAGAUAUUUUUGGUGAAGAUGAAAAUCCAGUUUCUUUAAAUUGCCAUAUUAUGAUUUGUAUUUUUGAGCCAUUUUGUUAUUUUCUGGUACAAUGUGUAUGGAGGUGCCAACUUAGAUUCAGGUUCAUUUAAAGUGUAUUUUUAAUUUUAACCAUUCUUUUUUUGAAAACAUGUUAUAUUUUUCAUCAGAUAAUUGUGCAGCCUUGGCGAAUAUAUAUCGGCUCUCUGUG